UAUUUAUUUUUACAUUUGCAAUUUUCCCUGCCAAGGAAAACUGUCGGAAAGCCAAACACGGAACCACCACUUUCUUCCCAAGUCCACACUGCCUGUCCAGAAGAAGCAUCCACAUAUAGUGUAGAACUGAACUUUUCUUUGAAAUUCCGGGUCAGAAUUGGGUUAGUAGUGAGUAAAGAUAGCGUUUUUGGAGGCAUAUCAAUUAGCUUUUUGCAAUGAUAUUGCCAUUAGCGAAGCUGGGUUCACUUGCUCUCAAAACAUUCUGCAAACCCAUUGGCAAACGCCUCAAGAAAGAGGCUGGUAUUCAUCCCGAGUUCAGGCAACUCAUCAUCAAUCUUGCCCAGACGAAUCAUAGAUUCACAACGAAGUUGCAAAGGCGUAUCUAUGGACGAGCAAUUGAUGUUGCAAUUCGCCCUCUAAAUGAAGAAAAGGCUGUUCAACUUGCUGCUGAUCUUCUAGGGGAACUGUUUAUAUUUACGGUUGCAGGAGUUGCUGUCAUCUUAGAGGUGCAAAGAAGCGCCCGGUCAGAAGCUAGGAAGGAGGGAUUGCGUAGGCAGGAAAUCGAGGCAAUGAAACAACGGGACGAAGAGCUAGCUAGAGAGGUCGAGAUCCUCAGAAAUAGAGUCCUUGAGCUGGAGCAAGGACUUGAAAGUUUUUUAAAUUUCAACCAUGUCAAUAGCAUCGAUAACAAGGCAAAAGCUGGCUGGCAUUGACAACGGUGAGAAUCUCCAUAUAUAAACCCACCCUCUGGAAACGAUUGUAUAUGCAUUACUUGCCAAAACUGCGCUAUUUAGUCAUUGAAUGCAUUUCUUUGCCUUUUCCGUCUCUUUGUAGGAAGCCACUAUCUAUAUCUAUACAUGCACAUGAAAUAUGUAGAUAGGAAUGUAGAACAACUGAACAAGUAUUUGCCUAAUAUAGCUCAUAUUUUGCAACA
Ipomoea triloba (trilobed morning glory) is the source of this 934-nucleotide messenger RNA. Its product is annotated as OPA3-like protein. Gene Ontology annotation, cellular component: mitochondrion. Gene Ontology annotation, biological process: regulation of lipid metabolic process. The transcript has 4 exons. The record is from RefSeq and is a predicted model, not a curated record. Bases 216 to 713 code for a protein of 165 amino acids. NCBI's taxonomy places the organism in Eukaryota, Viridiplantae, Streptophyta, Magnoliopsida, Solanales, Convolvulaceae.